This is a messenger RNA of Chara braunii, 984 nucleotides long. The record is from the annotation of a GenBank genome assembly. NCBI's taxonomy places the organism in Eukaryota, Viridiplantae, Streptophyta, Charophyceae, Charales, Characeae.
UCGGGGGAAGAAGGUAGUUCGACUGCUGUGGGUAGUAAUCAACAGGGUGGGAGAGGUAGUGGCUGGUUUAAUACCAACCAGAGAGUUGUUGCUCUGGAACACACUGUUUCACUUAUGAAAGCAUGGUAUGACGCUGAGAUGGAAAAGUUAAACGCACAGAGAGCAGAAGCAGAACCAGAAAAACGUGAAAGGGAGGAAGAAGAGAAGACAGUGAAAGAUAAGAAAGACCGUGAAGAUUUCCAUGCUGAAUUGAAUGCUACCAUGAAUGCGAAGAUGGACCGUAUGUAUGAGGCGAUGGCAGGUAGGAAAUUGACUGAUUCUAACGAUGCGAUUACCGCUUUGAAGAAAGAGGUAGAGAACUUACGGCUUCGGGCGAGCGGUUCUGGUGCAGCCGUCAAUAACUGUGGAAAUACUUCCAUCAGUAAUGACGAAUUGAUUGCUCGUUUGUUACAAGAACACGAGCAGAUGAAGGUGAAAAUGGGGCAGGCGGCUGAUACGUCGCGACGAGUGCAGAUGAUGGAGGACGAAAUCAAAGCUCUACGAAGUAAGCAUGAUGAGGCAAUUGCCGAAGUCGAGACGUGGAAGAAGGAAGCAUUAAGACCUGGCAUAAAAAGGAGUUGCACUGCGAUGACGCCGGAUCCAAAACUGAGAAGUCAGCCGUUGACCACUCCCAUGAAGUCUGCGGUCAAGCCUGCCGGUGAUCCUGCCGAGUUGGUGCAGUUGCAUCGACUUGAAGUCAACUCCCUCAAGGAACUCCGGCUUCAGGAGUUGAAUCAAUGAUGUGAGGCCGAACAGCAGCUGGCGACGGCGAAGGAAGUCAUCGCACGUAUGGAGGCUGAAAAGAUUCAGCAAACUCCGCGCUCUAACUUACGUGAGAAGAUGGAAGAAGCGGGUGGUGUUUCUACCUUGAAGUCUGUGAGAGGAAGGAAGAAGUCUGCGCCUGGCCCUGCUGGUGCCAGGGACUGAUAAAGAAGGUUUUAUUAA